UGGGAGGGUGCUGAAACGAAAUGUAUGAGGGCAGCGGCGAGUUGGGACUCGUCUUUGGAGAGACAAGGUGGAGGAGAGGACAGCGUAACUUUAUGUUUUUUAUCCCUCUCAAAAGGGGAUUCAAAGACGUAUCGGCCGGGGUUCCAGUCAUUGUGAGUCUCAGUGGGUUAGUUGACUCCUGGUCUCUUGGUCAUCGGACAGCCUGCCGUCCAUCCAAUGUGCGUAAAAGGGGUCUAUUUCCUCACCGUCCUGUCUGGACUCGCAGCUUCAGGCGUGCUGCAGGUUCGCGGGAUGCGUAUAUACACAUCUGGGAAUGUGGAGGCAGUCAACGGGACGGAUAUUCGUCUGAAGUGCACAUUCCAGAGUUCCUCUCCCAUCAACCCCAACAACAUCGUCAUCUCAUGGAGCUUCAGACCCCUCAAUCUAGACCAAGAAGAGUCGGUGUUCCACUAUCAGCAGAAACCAUACCCUCCUUUAGAGGGCCCUUUCAGGAAACGUGUUGUUUGGGCCGGUGAUGUCAUGGGCCGUGACGCCUCCAUCAUACUUCAACAGGUCAAGUUCACCUACAACGGCACUUACAUCUGCCAGGUCAAGAAUCCGCCGGAUGUCCACGGCAUGGUUGGAAAAAUUCGGCUCUGUGUCGUCACCACAGCCUCUUUCUCCGAACUUCUCCUUCUGGUGUUGGCCAUCGGGGGCGGUAUUGCCGCUGUGGUCAUCCUCCUCAUCAUCAUUGUGUCCUGCAGGCGGUGCAAGAAGAGGAGACAGGGAGAGCGGGAAGGGAAUGAAGAGGCUCCCCGCAAAGAGAGAAAAGACCCCACUGUGUGGUAAGACCAAGAGAAAGACAGAGGGAGACGAACAGGGGGAUGAGAGGAACAGAAGAAUCACACACUUCCUCUCUUGCUCUCCUUUUAACUCUGGGGUUUGGGGCAUGUGGCGCUCCUUCUUGGGACCAGCUCUUUUUCUACUGGACGUUUCACUUCCUCCUUCCUCUCCACCGCAGUCUUUGAAUCCCAAACCUUGACUAGUUGAUGGGCAGCUGUCAUUAACCAGAGAUAAAUUGGGAAUGUGUCUUUGUAUAGGAAGCUGUAGAUAUAGAACUUUAGCCAGACUACUGUGUAGCUUUUAUGAUAUCACUGUGCCUUUCAUUUCUGGAGAGAAACAACAGUUUUAUCAGUUCAUCUUUUCCUGUUCACCUAAAUGGGCUUCCAAGCACAUUUCCUGUUUAGAGUAAAUGUUUUGAUGAUGUAGAGGUCGAACAAUGGUGUAUUCCUGCUGUUUACUUGUCUACUAAUACAUUUCAAACCCAAACAUACCACAGCAGUACAAGCCACAUGUUUGAUAUAUUGCUUCAACAAACAAUAGAAACUGUGGAACAAUGAAUGAGCACCUCCCUAACUUCCAUUGAAAAUUUGUUACCACAUGAUGGAAACAUUAUGAAACCCCAUACAUGUCGGGGAUCUGUAUCUAUCAACCCUCAUCUACUUUACUGUGGUUCUUCUGAAUCCACAGGAGGAUGCUGGUGUGCCUUUCUUUUUUUCUUUUUUUCACUACUGAAGUUAUAUUGCUGUAUUUCUGAGAAUAUGUGCUGUUAUUAACCUGAUGUUGAAACAGAACUAAUCAAGGUGCUAUCAAAUAAUCAAAACCUGAUGGAGAGCACUUGGUAGAAACAAACAUUUCAUACAGUACUUACAUACAAUAUCAAUUCUAAAUUUCAUUGACAAAGUGGCAAAUAUUUUUACCAACCCAUAGCCAAUGGCCAAUGUUUGUUUUGAACAAUAAGCUGUUUUGUCAAAAGUUGGGUUUUCAGAUCUCUCUGUAAUAGGUGCCAUAACUAGUUACUGUCACCACAGUGUUGCAAUACUGUAACUCACUGUAUUCACCAGACGUUAAAAGCCAAGCUCCUCAAGGAAAA
Molecule: messenger RNA, 1912 nt
Organism: Sander lucioperca (pikeperch)
Lineage: Eukaryota; Metazoa; Chordata; Actinopteri; Perciformes; Percidae
Product: myelin protein zero-like protein 2
Exons: 4
Coding region: 217-828 (203 amino acids)
Biological process (GO): cell-cell adhesion
Cellular component (GO): membrane
Source: RefSeq, a predicted model, not a curated record